GGAGAUGAGCUCCCCGAUCAGCUGACACGGAUCUUUCCGUCUCAACUGAUCGGUUGGGAAAAUAACAACGAAUUCAUUGAAAUCUGGCAGAAUCAGAUUUUGUUCGCCAUGGCGCUGAAACGCCAAACGCUACUAAGUCGUAGUAUGGUUGUGUCCUUGAAAAUAUGCUUUCAGAUAACGAGUGAAUCGACACGUCGUGCGAUGACCCUUGGAGGACAUUCAGGCAGAGCGCAUCCAUCGUUGGCCAAGCUUAGGGACAAUAUCCUUAAUGGCACCAUCGACUUUGCUGAGGUGCCCAUAGCCGACAUGAAUCCCGAGGACAUCCGGGCGGAGUUGAAACGUGUUUACACUCAGCUGCGGAUGUAUAAACUCAAAAAUCUCUAUCAAGACAAUCCGCACAUCUCUAAAAAACGUGGAGGCAAGAAGUGGAGCGAUAAGACUGGGAAAGUGAUGCAUUUGAUGGAUAGCGGGAAUCGUACCCGUAUUGUUUAG
Molecule: messenger RNA, 492 nt
Organism: Haemonchus placei
Lineage: Eukaryota; Metazoa; Nematoda; Chromadorea; Rhabditida; Trichostrongylidae
Source: the annotation of a GenBank genome assembly